AUGGUGACCUUCGACACCCCUUUGAAAAGUAAAAAUGGGAACUUAAGCUUGUUCUACAAGCUUCAUCAUUCGGCGCGUGAGAUGCCUUCAGCACCCAGCCACCAUUCGGCGCAGGUAUGCCUUCGACACUUCGCCUCUUUGGCGCAUGUGAUGCCUUUGGCACCUCGUCAUCAUUCGGCGCUUGCCAUUGGUGAGAUGAAAGCAACUAGCUCCUACAACUACUGUUCGGUACCUGAUGAAUAUUGGACAUAUGGAAGCAACUAUCCCAUGGCAAUCCAAAACUGCAGAACGGUAGGAAGAGAAAGUCACACAAGCUGCUGA
Molecule: messenger RNA, 321 nt
Organism: Prunus armeniaca (apricot)
Lineage: Eukaryota; Viridiplantae; Streptophyta; Magnoliopsida; Rosales; Rosaceae
Source: the annotation of a GenBank genome assembly